AUGGGUAUCUGUAGUUCAACGUGCUGUCGAGGCCGAUCCCGAGAUAGUCUCUACGAGCCCGUCCUCGCCGACAGCGAACGUGAAGCUGUCGCCGACCUCCUGCAGUUUCUCGAAAAUCGUGGCGAGACAGACUUCUUCUCCGGCGAGCCCCUCCGAGCACUCAGCACCCUGGUCUUCUCCGAAAACAUAGAUCUUCAGCGCAGCGCAAGCUUGACCUUUGCCGAGAUUACCGAACGCGUCUCAGAUGUCCGCGAAGUCGACCGGGACACCCUCGAACCUAUUCUAUUCCUCCUCCAAAGCUCCGAUGUUGAGGUACAACGAGCCGCCAGUGCUGCACUCGGCAAUCUAGCUGUGAAUACUGAAAACAAGGUUCUCAUCGUCCAGCUCGGUGGCCUCACCCCGUUGAUCAGACAGAUGCUGUCACCAAAUGUCGAGGUGCAAUGCAACGCUGUUGGCUGUAUCACCAAUCUUGCUACACAUGAGGAGAACAAGGCCAAGAUUGCUCGUUCUGGUGCUCUGGGACCGCUGACCAGGCUGGCCAAGUCAAGAGACAUGCGCGUUCAACGCAACGCUACCGGUGCCCUCCUGAACAUGACUCAUUCCGAUGAAAACCGCCAACAACUUGUCAACGCUGGUGCCAUCCCAAUUCUGGUACAGCUCCUCGCCUCACCCGAUGUUGACGUUCAGUACUACUGCACCACCGCUCUCAGUAACAUUGCCGUUGAUGCCAAUAACCGACGAAAGUUGGCCUCGUCAGAGGCCAAACUCGUACAAGCCUUGGUUGCUCUCAUGGAGUCGUCCUCACCCAAGGUUCAGUGCCAGGCUGCCCUUGCUCUCCGAAACCUGGCCUCCGACGAAAAGUACCAACUCGACAUUGUCCGAGCCAACGGCUUGGCGCCUCUGCACCGUCUCCUCCAAUCAUCCUACCUCCCAUUAAUCCUCUCUGCCGUCGCUUGUAUUCGCAACAUCUCCAUCCACCCCUUGAACGAGUCUCCCAUCAUCGAAGCCAAUUUUCUGAAGCCUCUUGUCGACUUACUCGGCUCGACUGAAAACGAAGAAAUUCAAUGCCAUGCCAUUUCGACUCUUCGAAACCUGGCCGCCAGCUCGGACCGGAACAAGGCCCUCGUUCUGGAUGCCGGUGCCGUACAAAAAUGCAAACAGCUGGUGCUGGACGUACCCGUUACUGUCCAGUCUGAAAUGACUGCCGCUAUUGCUGUGCUGGCUCUUAGUGAUGAUCUCAAGUCUCAUCUGUUGAACCUUGGCGUCUGCGACAUCUUGAUCCCCUUGACACACUCGCCGAGUAUUGAAGUCCAGGGCAAUAGUGCUGCUGCUCUUGGCAACCUCUCUUCUAAAGUUGGUGAUUACUCGAUAUUCAUUCAAAACUGGACCGAACCCAAUGGUGGCAUUCACGGCUACCUGUGCCGCUUUCUUCAGUCUGGUGAUGCGACCUUUCAACACAUUGCUGUCUGGACCUUGCUCCAACUGUUCGAAUCAGAAGACAAGACACUUAUAGGCCUCAUUGGUAAGGCCAAUGACAUUAUCGAACACAUUCGAAACAUUGCAAACCGCCAAAUUGACACGGAGCCCGGCCUUGAGGAAGAAGACGAAGGUGAAGUUGUCAAUCUGGCUCAGCGUUGCUUGGAGCUGCUUGGGCAAAGCAUGUCCAAGGCUCACAUUGAAGGUUGA
Beauveria bassiana ARSEF 2860 is the source of this 1686-nucleotide messenger RNA. RefSeq names its product vacuolar protein 8. Lineage: Eukaryota; Fungi; Ascomycota; Sordariomycetes; Hypocreales; Cordycipitaceae. Gene Ontology annotation, biological process: nucleus-vacuole junction assembly; vacuole inheritance. The record is from RefSeq and is a predicted model, not a curated record. The transcript has 7 exons. Gene Ontology annotation, molecular function: protein binding; protein-membrane adaptor activity. Bases 1 to 1686 code for a protein of 561 amino acids. Gene Ontology annotation, cellular component: fungal-type vacuole membrane.